Molecule: messenger RNA, 285 nt
Organism: Serpula lacrymans var. lacrymans S7.9
Lineage: Eukaryota; Fungi; Basidiomycota; Agaricomycetes; Boletales; Serpulaceae
Exons: 1
Source: RefSeq, a predicted model, not a curated record
AUAGCCCAGUUCUCUUAUAAUAUUAAACAGUCGUCAGCUACAAAAAAGGCACCAUUAGAGGUUACGAGAUUGUACCUGCCCAGAAUGGGUGUAGAACCCGGUAAAAGCAAGAAUGAGGCUGCAGGGAACAUGGCUAAGGACAUGAAAUCUGCCUUAGACAAAACACGCAAGGUAUUAUUCAAAACUGCAGAGCAGAUGAAAGACAGGGCAGAGUGUAGACGCUCCAAGGCUCCUGAUUACAAGGUCAGCGACCUGGUCUGGUUAGAUACUGACCACCUACAAUUG